Messenger RNA from Knipowitschia caucasica, 255 nucleotides. The record is from the annotation of a GenBank genome assembly. NCBI's taxonomy places the organism in Eukaryota, Metazoa, Chordata, Actinopteri, Gobiiformes, Gobiidae.
AUGAUGAAGUACAGCCUCUUCUUCUACAAGUGUAUAUACCGGCCGCUGGGGGCCGUGUACCUGAGCCGUCACGUCACUACGGGAGCCGAGGAGGCGGUAAUUAACGCUCACACUGUCGCCGUCGGGGGCCCUCACCUGUGGAGUGGCACAGUGGCUCCGGGGCCCGCUCCUUCAGACUUAAACACGGAACCGGGCUCCACCGAGACGCACAGCUGUCACACAGACAUGACGUUCACCUUUACGGCUCAAUUAUAG